AAACGUGCCCACAUUUGGUGCUGUUCUGGGGGCUGUUGGCAACAAUUUAUGUCGCGAGGAUCGAAGUAACUGGUUCUCGGUUGCAGAUAGUUUCGGUUCAAGAAUUUGAACUGUUUCGACAUGAUAUACCGCGCUUCCUUCUGAUUUCUGUGUGGUGAUGGAACACGACGUGAUUUCUGGCGUACUUCAACGUGUGGUCAUUGCCGGCUGGACGCUCGGUCUCACCGCUGCCGAACUAGGUUGUACCGGUGGUCUGGAACUAUGCCAGCGUUACAGCCUGUCUUAAACGCCGAAUACUGGAUGCACCUUAGCAUAUCGUGGCUGGUGAAGUGACUGACAGCCAAUAUCAUGACCGUAGAACAGUCUCCUUUGGAUAAUCAUUGUAAGCAGCCUCCUCUGGCUGAGCACGAGCAACGGCGUGGGGAAGAGCUAGUCCUGGAGCAGCUGAGAGAAAUAACGGGUGUCAAGGAUGAGCGGAUAUUAGGACAGGCUCUGGAAGCAAGUCGCACCCGGUCGGGACGUUAUGAUCUGUCGCAUGCCAUCUCUAUGUUGGUGGACGAGGAGCCUGCCACCAGGGCACCAGAGGGCUCUGGUGGUGAUGCAGUGAAUGGUAGUUCACCACAGAAAAGGCCCGCAAAGGUAAUUGAUUUGACCACUGAAGGAGAUGACCUCCAGAAGGCAAUUGCUCUCUCUCUUCAAGAGCAGCAGCAACAGCAGCAGCAGGUUGUGGGAGUGUCCGUUGAGGAACAGGACAUCAGUCGGGCCCUGGAACAGAGCUUGGGCACUAAGCGGAAACGGGGUGAGGCGUGGCAGGACCCUUUAGACCCCCACGAAAGGCGCCGUCAGGGGGACUGGCCCGUGGGGCUGAAAAAUAUCGGGAACACUUGUUGGUUUUCUGCAGUGAUUCAGUCCCUGUUCCACCUGCGAGCUUUCCGUCGCCUUCUGCUGGCAUUUGAACCAGGGGAAGGGGAAAGGCAUGAGCUCAUGAUGGAGCUUCGUAGGCUGUUUGGGUUGCUGGGAGCUACGGAACGCAAGUACGUGGACCCAUCUGGUGCCUUGGCUGUCCUGCGGGAAGCCCUUCUACCCGGUGCGUCUCCAGACGGCCAGCAGGAUGUCUCAGAAUUCACGCAUAAGCUUCUCGACUGGCUGGAAGACGCUUUUCAAACAGCUCAUCGUGAGAGUGAGCAGCAGGACAAUCCAAUGCUUAACCUUUUCUAUGGACGUUACCGAAGCGAGGGCGAGAAUGAAGGUCGCACUUUCAGCAAUGAGGCAAAAUUUGGCCAGUACCCCCUGCAGGUUAAUGGCUUCAGCGACAUCCACGAGAGUCUCGAGGCAGCUGUCACCCAGGAGUUUGAGUGUGCUGGUAAUUCCAGGGGCGGCAAGUCAGGACAGCAGAGUUGGUUCACCCGUCUUCCCCCCGUGCUGGUAUUUGAGCUGUCGAGGUUCCAGUUCAACCAGGCACUGGGAAAGCCUGAAAAAAUUCACCACCGCCUGGACUUUCCUGAGCUCCUUUAUAUGGAUCGUUAUAUGGAAUACAAUAAGAACAUCACACGUAGCAAGCGGGAGGAAGUGCGUCGUCUGCAACAGGAACGGGAUCGUUUGCGGAAGCGGCUAGAAAAGUACAUCAAUUAUGGCUCAGGACCUAAACACGUACCCCUACAAGACGUGCUCCAGUACACCCUCGAGUUCGUCGAGAGCCGAGCAGGUCAAGAUGUAGAAAUGGGCUCAUCUGUGCUGCCGCGAGAGCCGCCCGAAAAUGCAGCUGAGCCUCGCAGUGCCUCAGGAGACAUGUUGCAGCCUACUCCGCGGCAUGUGACAGAUGCCGAGCUUCGUGUGCUCCAGAGCUGUCUCAGGAGGUGGCACCAUGAGGUGGAGAAUGACGUUAAAGAAUUACAAGAGGGUGUGCGGCGACUGGAUGUGACCAUUAGGGAGAUCUACAAUGAUGCCUCCUUGCGCAAGGUUGCAUACCGGCUUCAUGCUGUCCUGGUACACGAAGGACAGGCCGCAUCGGGACACUACUGGGCAUUCGUGUGGUGUCCCAAACGAUCUGCUUGGCUAAAAUUCAACGAUGUCACGGUGUCUGAAACCUCCUGGAGCGACCUGCUCAAAGAUUCCGUCGGAGGACGUCACUGUGCAUCGGCGUAUUGCCUCUUCUACGUGGAUCGCAGCAACAAGGAACUGUUUGAUGAGGUGAAAGAUGCGGAGUUGGAGCUCCCCGACGACCUUGCACGAUACGUGGAGGAGGACAAUGCACUGUUCCGCAGCGAAAUGGAGCAGUGGGAUAGAGAACAAAGGCGUGAGCAGGAACGGUCGCAGGAACAAGAGCACAGCCGAAGUACCAGAUCUCAUCAUACCAGCAUCGAUACAGAAGCUGGGGAGCUCUCCGGGCUAGAGCUGGAGCAUGCCCAUCUUGUGCUUGGAACUACCCAGAACCGACUGCAACAACUUGGUGGGGAGCCCAAGGCACUUGCUAAGGUUUUGGAACAGGAGGAAGCCCGUUUACAAAGGCUAGCUCGCAUGCACAACACCCAACCUUUGUUGCAGGACGUACGUCUGCAACAUCCCGGUGUCUACCUACUCCUGAACGGGGCGAGUAGCGGCCACCUCAAAAGGUUGCUACUGGAGCAGUUCGCCCAUCCGGCGCUAGAGGACGACGGCCCCCAAGGUCACCACCUGCGGCAAGAGGCGCUCCAGUGCCUCGCCCACCUCAAGCGUCUCCACCCUCAGGAUGACCACUACUACCACUGCUGGCACCAGGCUUAUUCACGGUUCCGUAAAGUUGCUGCGACAUUUGUGGCGGGAGUGGAAGAGCUGUGGGCGGGGCACGCUGCUGUGGCCCUCCCUUUGUUGGUGGACGCUUGGAACCUUAACUUGGAACUGCAGAAGAGCUCUGGGUCUCCCACUGAAAAGCGUCACCUCGCCGUGGACUCGAGGCUACUGACCCACUUCCGCAGGCAGUGCCUCCUGGAGGUGAACCGUCGUUGUGUGCAGCAAUUUGAGUCUGGAAACAGUGACUCACCUGAUCCCCUGCAGCUGAUGAGUCAGCUGGUGAUCCCUUGCAUGGCUCCCAUGAGCGACCCCAAUGCAGACUCUAGUGAUGUUGCAGCUGUAGAGGAAGUACGGAAUUCUUGGUGUUCAAUGCUGGCCCUCAAUAUGCCUGCCGACAAGCAAAAGCAGUUGCAGGACUUCCUUAGUGCACUGUUGGAGCCCAAUACGGCGGACACCCCCGCACGCCCCCUGGCGCCCGUCGUGCGUAAUGCGGACCUCAGUGGAGCCUUUGAGAAAGUGAUGCAACGGGUGGUAGCCAGCGGGCAGUGGAUGGACAAGGGAACGCCGCUCUAGACGCUCGUACGUGAGCUCUUAUAUAACAGUCUUGUGCAAGAAAACGUGCCUUCAGAUGAAUGGCUCCAAUGUGGUGAUGCCAAAGGAAUCCAGGUUUUACUUUUUUUCUUAGUUUUUACUUUUUUACUUCUAAAGGACACCAUGCAAAUUCUGCUGUACAAAUGUAAAUAAAGAUUAUCUGCUGUUGGA
Molecule: messenger RNA, 3531 nt
Organism: Ornithodoros turicata
Lineage: Eukaryota; Metazoa; Arthropoda; Arachnida; Ixodida; Argasidae
Product: ubiquitin carboxyl-terminal hydrolase 25-like
Exons: 18
Coding region: 349-3342 (997 amino acids)
Biological process (GO): regulation of protein stability; protein deubiquitination
Cellular component (GO): nucleus; cytosol
Molecular function (GO): cysteine-type deubiquitinase activity
Source: RefSeq, a predicted model, not a curated record